AUGAUUGACGAUCCGUUCAUGUGGGCAUGGCUUCCGCUCGUCCCGCUUGUCGUGCACCCUGAACGGACAAGGUGGAGUUUAGGUGCGCAGGAUUUGCUGUUUCGCAAUGCCAUUUCGCGCUGGUUCUUUUCUGCAGGGCAAGUGGUCCCUGUUUUUAGAGCGCCAGGAAGCUUCCCAACUAUAGCUGUGAAGACCGCUAUGCAAAGACUCGCCGAGAACUGCUGGAUACAUCUUUUUAGCGAAGGACAUAUCUAUCAGAACCACAAUGAUGCCCCUGUUCUCCCAUUGAAACCAGGGGCUGCAUUUCUGAUAGCUAAGCAUUACGAAUCGACAGGAAACGCUCCUAUAGUGAUCCCAAUGCUUCUCUGCGCGUUUCAACAAUUCUUACCAGCACACAAAAUUAUACCACGGUUUCUCUCUGCAAGGACAAAACUAAUUAUUUCAUCCCCUGCAAACUCGGGAAUCACAGCCACCUUUCUACGCUCGCUGGACAGGCUCAAUCAAAGAGAGCGCAUUGCCAGAAUAUCUUGCGAACUGGACCGGUCGGUUGCACGCAUUUAUGCUAGAGCUAUGUGUGAGACAUAUUGA
Messenger RNA from Mitosporidium daphniae, 588 nucleotides. Its product is annotated as tafazzin. The transcript is spliced from 2 exons. The record is from RefSeq and is a predicted model, not a curated record. The coding region runs from base 1 to 588 and encodes 195 amino acids. NCBI's taxonomy places the organism in Eukaryota, Fungi, Microsporidia. Gene Ontology annotation, biological process: phospholipid metabolic process.